AUGACAGCCAUUCUACCGCAAGGACUCAUCAACACUACUGCAGCCGUCGAUCAGAAUGUCUUUGGCAAUAUCGAUACCUUUGCCGAGAACACCGAUACACUGCGCCAGUUCUGGAGACACUUCGCCGUCCAAAGUGAUCUCUCGGCAGAUGAUGCGUGCACAAGAUCCCGAAACCUCUUUUGGAGGGUUUGGAGCAAUCCAGAGCUUGCUCGCAACUUGAAAACUCCUCGUCUAAUGCAGCUUUGGCGUCGGUGCAGCCAGGGUUUCGAUCUGACUCCGAUUGGAGAACUUCAUCUGCCUUGCGCAACCCAGUCACAGGAUGUCACAAGACAGCCUCAGCUACUAUCGGCUGAGGAGCCUCAACCAAGUGCGGAGACAAGUUUACCAACAGAUCGAAACAUCCCACAGGGACUGGAAGGGUUUCCAUCUUUGACUCAAGAGACACGAGAGGUGCAAUACACCCUGCCAACUCUGCGGGCUUCCGGGCCAGGUCAACAAUCCGAGCGAACUUCAGGCUCUACCUCAAAUACCACGUCCGGCUCGUCCUCAAGGCCUGUCUUGAGCAGGACCACUAGUGGUGGUCGCUCGAGGAUCCCUGUCGUAGCAACCGCGGGGAGGGCUAGAACGAGGCCACAAUUAGGUCGACGCAAGUCGAGUUCACACAGGACAUCCACCGCUCCCAAUGCUCCAAGGUCACCUCUAGCCCCUCCGGACACGCCACGAAGAGAUCUCGCUUCGCAGAACGUGACCACCCCUAGCGAGAGUCGUGCAAGUACAAGACGUCCACCACCGGGUUUGCCAGAUCCUUUGCACGCAACAAGUGCAGCGAAUUUUAUGUUGCCGACUGCUUCUUCCUGGCAAAGCGUCGAUUCAAGGACAGCGACGCCUCCCCUGGCAACCACUGCACCUGCACAAGGUUCUUCAGAUUUGGUCGAACGCGAUUUCCGUGGCAAGUUUGUCGAGGCUCGGAAGAGGUUGUCCAGCUUCACCAAUCUUCCAGCUCUUAGUCGGAUGUCAAAGACUAAAAGUGUGGUUCGCUUUGCCGAUGACUCCCCCCAAGACGACGAUAAGGGGAAAGGCAAGGAGGCACCAAGCAAAUUCCCUGGCGAGAAUGUUGACCCUUCAGCAUUGCAACCAAGUAUGCCAGGAUCAUCAUCUGCUAGUGACGAUGAGGAGUCUUCCGAUGAUGCGGUGGAACUUCCUAGGACGAAGAGCCAAUUGAGUCUUCUGAUUAAGCAUAAGAGAGAAGAAACAGGAAGUUUGGAUCUUGGUCCCGAAGCAAGGUCCGGAGAAACGAGCGGGAAGUCAAAGGAGAAGGAUAAAGCCAAAUCCAAAGAGGAAGACUUGUUGUCCAUGGGACGGAGGAAUGGAGUGACCAAGGCGGGAGGAGUCCAAGUCCCGGCAUCCCAGAGAGUUACAGGAGAUGAUCCAGGACGCUUUUCCCCUUCGAGUCCCGAGCCGUUAUUCUAA
This is a messenger RNA of Exophiala xenobiotica, 1470 nucleotides long. RefSeq lists its product as uncharacterized. The transcript is spliced from 4 exons. The coding region runs from base 1 to 1470 and encodes 489 amino acids. NCBI's taxonomy places the organism in Eukaryota, Fungi, Ascomycota, Eurotiomycetes, Chaetothyriales, Herpotrichiellaceae. The record is from RefSeq and is a predicted model, not a curated record.